Molecule: messenger RNA, 1927 nt
Organism: Drosophila subpulchrella
Lineage: Eukaryota; Metazoa; Arthropoda; Insecta; Diptera; Drosophilidae
Gene: CCT8
Product: T-complex protein 1 subunit theta
Exons: 3
Coding region: 100-1740 (546 amino acids)
Biological process (GO): protein folding
Cellular component (GO): chaperonin-containing T-complex
Molecular function (GO): ATP-dependent protein folding chaperone; ATP hydrolysis activity; ATP binding
Source: RefSeq, a predicted model, not a curated record
UCUCUAUCCCAUCCAGAAUGUUCGCGGCCACUUUGAGGUUAUAACUCUAGCUGGAAUUUACCGACUGACUCCGUGUGAAAUUGAAAUCUGUGUACAAAAAUGGCUUUAUCCGUUCCCAAGGCUCCCGGAGUGUCGCAGAUGCUUAAGGAUGGCGCCCGGAUGUACACCGGGCUGGAGGAGGCGGUGUACCGCAACAUCAGCGCCUGCAAGGAGUUCGCUCAGACCAUGCGCUCCGCCUACGGGCCAAAUGGCAUGAACAAGAUGAUCAUCAACCACAUCGAGAAGCAGUUUGUGACCAGCGACGCCGGCACCAUCAUGCGGGAGCUGGAUGUGGAGCAUCCGGCCGCCAAGCUGAUUGUCAUGGCCAGUCAGAUGCAGGACGCCGAGGUGGGCGACGGCACCAACUUCGUGGUGGUGCUGGCCGGAGCUCUGCUGGAGUCCGCGGAGGAGCUGCUGCGUCUGGGCAUCACCACCGCCGAGAUCUCCGACGGCUAUGAGAAGGCCUUGGAGAAGGCCCUGGAGAUCCUGCCCACCUUGGUGAGCCACAAGAUCGAGGACUACCGCAACGUGGAGAAGGUCAAGGAUGUUCUGCGCACUUCGAUCAUGUCGAAGCAAUACGGUCAGGAGGACUUCCUCAACGAUCUGGUGAGCAAGGCCUGCGUCUCCAUCCUGCCGGAUGAGGGCACCUUCAACGUGGACAACAUUCGCAUCUGCAAGAUCCUGGGCAGCGGACUGACCAAGUCGGAGGUGGUCCGCGGCAUGGUCUUCAAGCGGUUCGUUGAAGGCGACGUAACCUAUGCCGAGAAGGCCAAGAUCGUGAUUUUCUCCUGCCCCGUCGACAUCAUCCAGACGGAGACCAAGGGCACCGUGCUGAUCAAGUCGGCCGACGAGCUUCUGAGCUUCUCUUCCGGCGAAGAGAGCCUGCUGGAGAGCCAGAUCAAGGCUAUUGCCGACACCGGUGUGAAGGUGGUUGUGGCCGGCGGCAAGGUCGGCGACAUGGCCCUGCACUUCCUCAACAAAUACGGUCUGAUGGCUGUGCGUCUGAACUCCAAGUUCGAUCUGCGUCGCCUGAGCCGCUCCGUGAAUGCCACCGUCCUGCCGCGCAUCACUACUCCCAGUCAAGAAGAGUUGGGCUACUGCGACAAGGUCUGCAUCGAGGAGCUGGGUGACACCACAAUUGUGGCCUUCAGGAACGAGGGCAAGGACUCUCGCAUUGCCACCGUGGUUAUUCGUGGAGCCACCGAUAACUUCAUGGAUGACAUUGAGCGCGCUUUAGACGACGCUGUUAACAACUUCAAGUGCCUGACCCGGGAUGGCCGCUAUCUGCCCGGAGCUGGUGCCACCGAGAUCGAAUUAGCCACCCAGCUGUCGGCCUAUGCAGAUACUCUGCCGGGACUGGACCAGUACGCCGUGCGCAAGUUCGCCAACGCCCUGGAAGUAUUCCCCAAGGCUCUAGCCGAGAACUCCGGCAUCAACGGUACGGACAUCGUCAACCAGCUGUACUUGGCACACAACUCAGAGUCCGGCAAGACAAUCGGCUUCGACAUUGAGGCGGAGAAGGCCAGCACCAUCGACACGACUAAGGCGAAGCUCUUCGAUCUGUACCAGUCCAAGUUCUGGGGUCUGAAGUACGCAGUGGGCGCGGCCACAACCAUCUUGAAGGUGGACCAGAUCAUCAUGGCCAAGCGCGCCGGAGGUCCCAAGCCGCGACAGGCUGCCGGCAGCGAUGACGAGAGUUAAGCGGUUCCUCUGUGAUUCGUAAUGCCUACUAUAACUAGUUUCUCCUGCUCCCACAAAGAGUGCAUUGUAUUUUCAUAAACGAGUCCCAUGGAAAUUAUAAAUUUCAUUAACCACUCUCACACUCACCCACAUACACAGCCAUGCACCCAGUUUCUUGUAUUAAUAAACUUAACUUACGAAAACUGAA